AUGACUGGCAAAGCAAGAGGCAAGCCUGCAGCGAAGAAGACCAAGAUCGAGUCAGACAGAAAUCAAUCCAAAGAUGACAAAAAGAAGGAAAUGCAUCCUACUAGGGAUACGGCCUUCGCUAACGAUGCCAUCAGAAGCCUGGAGUCCGACAGUAGGAUGUUGACCAGUGCGAAUAGCCAGCAGCAGGAAUAUUUCCACUCUGUAUUGGACAAAAUUCAGAGUGAAACCCUUGGACGUAUCCUUUACGAUGAACUCCGGGAGGUUUCCUCCACUUCUAUACAUGCACAAGCACAAAUUGCAUUGAUUGGCGAGACUGGUGCGGGAAAAUCAACCAUGGCAUCGACUUUGCUCAGAUACCGCAAACUCAUUCCCGCCAUGGGCGCUACUGGUGAUGCAUGCACAGCCGCUCCGACAAAAAUAAUGUAUAACGAAGAGCCCGACUCUUUCAAACUUGAGUUUGUCUACAUCAAUCAAGAGGAGCUCAAAGAACUCUUCGACGCAGCCAAGACUGUGAUUGAUUCUUUGGAACCUACACUGCGUUCAUCUGAUAGUCGUCUAGGCAGGAUCAAGAAGAUCUCAGGCUGGUCUGACGACGAUAUUAUGUCGAAGCCCUUCGAAGAUAUUCUCGCGAUCGAUAACGUCAAGAAUAUAAUCACAUCAGCCUAG
Lithohypha guttulata is the source of this 666-nucleotide messenger RNA. RefSeq lists its product as uncharacterized. The record is from RefSeq and is a predicted model, not a curated record. The coding region runs from base 1 to 666 and encodes 221 amino acids. NCBI's taxonomy places the organism in Eukaryota, Fungi, Ascomycota, Eurotiomycetes, Chaetothyriales, Trichomeriaceae. The transcript has a single exon.